Molecule: messenger RNA, 683 nt
Organism: Symsagittifera roscoffensis
Lineage: Eukaryota; Metazoa; Xenacoelomorpha; Acoela; Convolutidae
Exons: 5
Coding region: 191-547 (118 amino acids)
Source: RefSeq, a predicted model, not a curated record
CGUGCGCUUUUAGUAAAGCCGUCACUGUCAUUUAUAUUUGUUAUAACCAGAGCAGAUUAACAAAACAUUCAUAUAACAGCAGCACAGGUGUACUGAUAAAAACAUUCGUAAUCUUUCAUCUGAAUCGGCUGUGAUUCCACGUACAAUAAAUAAGUGUGAAGUGAGUGUCUAAUUGUUGAUCCCUAGAGCCAUGACGACCAUGGUCCACUUUGAGAAUAAGCCCAUCAAGCAGUCUCUGCAGAUGAAUGUGGCCACACAACUAGCCAGAAUCAACAAUGACGAAGAGAUUGCGGCGAGAGAGUAUGAAAACAAACUUUACGAGAGACAGCAGUUGAGAAGUGCGUGGAUGGAACAACUGGACGGACUGGCGAUGGAGAAGAAGGCGAUGAUUGACAGGCUGAAGGUCAAGGAGGAGUUCCACCUGGCCAAACGAGCACUCAUCCAGGUGCGUCAACACAUGUUGAAGAAGUUUCUAGAAGAUGAAAUAGAAGUCUAUAAACAGGAAUUGGCCAAAAUGGGAAAGGCUAUCUACGUGAACAGAAUGUGAAAACGGUUCUGGCCAGCUAGCAAAACUCAUGCACUUCUUUUGACAAUUCCUUCAGCCAACCUCAUCAAUUUAAUUUCCUUAUUUGUCUCUGAAAAUUAGUUCGUACAAAAAAAAAACAUUUUAUUUUCUAAGAAAA